Messenger RNA from Mustela erminea (ermine), 3420 nucleotides. RefSeq lists its product as uncharacterized. The coding region runs from base 1741 to 3006 and encodes 421 amino acids. Lineage: Eukaryota; Metazoa; Chordata; Mammalia; Carnivora; Mustelidae. The record is from RefSeq and is a predicted model, not a curated record. The transcript is spliced from 2 exons.
AGAGAGCCCUGGACCUGCAUCGGGCCGUGGGGGAGCGAGAGGCUUCCCGGGGGACGGGGCAGGCAGGGCUGGCUCCCUGGGCCUCCGCCUUCCCGGUGGGGUGCUCGCCAGGGGGCGGAAGCCACCAUCCUGGAUGGUGGUUGCCCGAGGGGCAGGAAGAGGGACCGACGCCAACGGUUAUGGGAGGGGAGGUUCCCCGCCUGGCUGGGGGUGGACCUGGGGACUGUGUCCCGGAAGGAGAGACCAUCACACUGUGACGGCCCAGAGAAGGACGGAGCUAGACCCGGGGAUGGGGGGCGGGGGGAGGAGCCACAGCCCCGGACAGACUUCCUCACGCAGGAACUGGGGUGGGAAGCCGUUCCCGACUUCCGGGGAUGCCUCCUGAUCUUACUCCUGAAAUCCACCCAAUAGAGCGAAGUCCAACAAGUUCAAAGGAAGAAGAGACCAGGGCUGUGAGCCCCCACCCAGCAGCCCCUCAGCCCCUUGGGACAGGAGUGGGCUCUGCCCCAGGGCCCUGGAGGGGGACCCAGGCACCUCCUGUCGGGGUCCCCUCCAGGCUAGAAGGAAGGAGAUCAAGCAAAGCAGCGCUCCCUGCCCGGUGGUGCUUAUUGAGGCAGGGGCUGCGGUCUGUGCCCACUCCUGCCCACAGAGCUUGCGGCCUGUGUAGGAGAGGGCGCUGUGUAGACAGUGUGCCCGGCAGGGCGCAGUGAGGACAGGGCAGGGCGGGGGCCUCCCGAUGAAAGACUCUGGGGCUGGGGGCAGACAGGGCUCUGUGGCCUCUCCAGCCAGGGGCGCUGCUGUGUGUGCUCGGGGAGGACAGACGUGGGGGUGUGGCCGGAGGAGAGGCGGGCGGGCGGGCGGGUGCACCUGCUCUCCCCCACAGAUGGCGGGGGCAGACCCACCCCGCAGCAGCCUGCCCCCCGCCCCGCCGGGAACGUGUGCAGCAAGGUGCCCAAACAGUCUCCGCCUGAUCCUGUGCAGGGACGACCGGCUCCCAGAGGAGUCUGCGGUGUAGACAGCUGCAGAUGCGGCUCUGCCCACUUGGGGCCUCAUCCACACUGCUGAGCCUGUCCAUGGGACACGGCAUGUGCCCCCGAGGCUCCGUCUACCCAGCACGACUGCAUCUACACAGCAUGGCUUCUCCACGUGGCAAGUCCUGUCCACACGGGGCUCCGUCUGCACAGCACGACUGCGUCCACACAGCACGGCUUCUCCACGUGGCAAGUCCUGUCCACACGGGGCUCCGUCUGCACAGCACGACUGCGUCCACACAGCACGGCUUCUCCACGUAGCAAGUCCUGUCCACACGGGGCUCCGUCUGCACAGCACGACUGCGUCCACACGGUGGGGCUCGGUCCACACCUCGUCUACACGUCAGCAGCGUCCCGCAUGGCCCUCACCCCUCCCUGCUUUGGAGGCUCCUGCUGCUGCCGCGCUGGCCGAGGCCCCCACCCCGAUCCCGCCCCUUCCUCCUGUGCGUUCACCGGUCAGCGUGCGGAGCAGACUCAUGUUGGGCCUGGAGGGGACGAGGAGGUCCCUUUCUCACGCAAGCCGUGACGGGUCCCAGCUCUAUCCAUCUGGGUCACGAGGAGGCAGAAAUCAAGUUCUUCUUGACCACACAGGCCCCAGGCGAGAGGGGUGGGCCGGGCCGUCCUGGGCCCUCGGGUCGCCCUCCCCCAUCUGUCUGGGAAGGAAGGGGCGUUCGCUGUUCCACUUUGCGAUCUCUCCACACUGACCGUGAUGGACGGUCGGACACGCGCACAGCCUUCUGGGAGUCUUCAGCCCAAGGUCAUGGUCACUGGUCAUCGCCUUGGCCACAGGCUUCUGCUAGACCCUUCUGUCUGCGAUCCCUCUCUGGAGCUGUGGGCCUGCUGUGACCCAGACCUGAGCAGACCUGUGCAGACCCGUCCGCCAGCUGGCCGCUGCCCACGGGAGGCAGACCCCACGGGAGGCACGGGGGCUGGAGCCGCAGGCUGGUCUGGACUUCCGGUCCCUGCGGGGCUCCUACAGCCGGAGGCAGCCGGGCCGACCAUCAAAGCCAGGGCCUGGUGCCCAAGACAGAGCCCAGGCGUCCUGGGCCUUUGCCAUCACAGGUCACACUCCUGGCCUGGGACCUCGCUGGUCACACUGAGGGGAUCCGAGGACGGCGGGGGGUGGGGCGGAGCGGGGCCAGCUGCGGCCCCGCCGUCUGCACCCGACCCUCGUCCGCAUCUGGGCUUGGAGAGGUUCCGUCCAGCCUCGCAGACUCUGGAUGGCGGCUUCACACCACCCGGCGGCCCGGGGCGUCCGAGUUCAUGUGGUAGCGAGAUCCGAGGGACAGCUGACCCUCACCCAGGGCGUUCAGAGGCCGAUGAGCAGGACUGUGGUUGGACUGCGUGGCCUAGGAGGACACAGGCGGGGAGGCUUCCCUGGGGUGGGGACAUGCUCCCCAGCAGGCGGCCUUCCUGGAGCCGGCUGCCACCUGGAUGGCACAGUCGCAUGUACGGGGGCGUGCACGUGAGCGGACUAGCGCCUGUGUGCCGGUGGAAAAGCAGGGCUGGUGCCGGGUCUCCCCUGCCUCUUAGCCCCUCUGGGCACCUACACCCCUUCCUGAGACUUGAGAGCAGCCGCUCCAGAGCAAGAGGGACGGGAGACCGUCCCAGUGAGCCCUGCACCCGAGGCUCCUCAUGGCCUCUCCCCUGCCCAGGAUCCGCACCCGCACACCUGCUGUCCCCUGGAUCUAGAUGGCCUGGCUCAUGCCCGUCUGGUGGCCCCGAGUACUCAGCGGGUGGUGGGGAGCGCACCACCACACGGCCCUGUGCCCAGGACAUCUCCCAUGUCUCGUGCCCGUGCUGGGAAGGCCACGUGGGUGCGGGAGCUCAACUCAGAUUCAUUUUGGAGAUGGAGGGCAGAGCCGGUGUGUGUUGUACGCACACACAGACAGCAAGGUUGAUGCCGCCGGGGCUGGGCUUCCUGAUCUUUUCUGUGAAAGGGAAUCUUGAGUGUGAGCGCACCAGGCACGCGUAAGGAAGCACUAAGUCCCCGCCUCCUACGCACACUCGGACCGGCCUGCGCCAGUGGGCCAGGAGGCUGGGCGGGGCGGUCGCGUGAGCAGACGACCCCAGAGGGCCUGUCCUGUGACCGCGCUGUGUGCUGGCGCUGCCGGGACGGGAACACAGAGGACAGCUUGCCCCGUGGGGCUCACACUUACCAGAUGCGCUCCUGAGAGAUGAGCAAGGCCGGCCCACCUUCGGCUGCGGCCUGACCUUGCCAGGGGGCAGCGCUGCCGUGGGGGUGGCCAAAGGGGGCCGUGUCACUAGACAGAUGUCCCGGGCAGCCCUGGGCUGGUGCCGGCCAGGGUCAAGGCUGUCCCCUGCGCAGACGUCCCGAGGCUGCCAAGGGCACCCAGCCUAGCGGCCGCGAGACACAAGACUGAGGAAG